AUGGCCGACCACCCGAUGACGACGACGCGAGAGGAAGACGUGGGCGAGGCGGCUGGAGACGAGGUGACGCAGGAGAUGGCGGAGCUGACGGUGGCUGAGGACCAGGACGAAGAGGAGGACGAGCUGGCCAAGCUUCCGAAAAAGGUGCUGCUGCGUCUCGAAGCGCUGCGGGAGCUUCAGGAGGCGCAGGCUGAAGUCGAGGAGAAGUUUGAGAAGGAGCGGAAGCUGCUGGAGCUCAAGUACGAGAAGCUCUACCAGCCGUUUUACCAGCAACGGGCUGAUAUUGUGUCGGGGGUGAAGGAAGUGGACGCUGUCGUAGCUGCUAGUACUGAGGAGGAGGAGGAGGAGGAAGAGGAGGUGAAGGGCGUGCCUGGCUUUUGGCUGCGUGCGUUUAUGAACCACUCGGCGUUAGCAGACCUUAUUCAGGAGCGGGACUUGCCUGCGUUUGAGUUCCUCAAGGACGUGCGCUCAGUGAGCCACGAAUCGGACAAUGGCUUUGAGCUCACGUUUGAGUUUGUGGACAACCCGUUCUUUUCCAACAAGACGCUGACGAAGGAGUACGACAUUGGAGACGCGUCGGAGCAGGGCGAGGCGGUGCUGCGCAAUGUAAAGGGCACUGUGAUUGAGUGGAGAGAAGGUCAGAAUUUGUGUGAGGUGACCAAGAAGGUGAAGCAGCGUGCAAAAGGUGGCAAAAGCGGAUCGCGCGUCGUGAGCCGCACGGAGCCGUGCGAGAGCUUUUUCCAGUUCUUUGCUCCUGUGGAGAUGCCGUCGGAAGAGGACGACGAAGACAGUGAGAUGAUUAUGCGCCAGCUGAGCGAUGACUUCGAGAUUGGCUUCACGAUCCAUGAGACGAUUAUCCCGCAGGCUUUGUUGUGGUUCACCGGUGAAGCUGUGGAGAACGACUCGGACUAUGAUCCAGAGGAGGACGAGGACUAUGAGGAGUCGGACGACGAGUCACUCUCGAGUGACGAGGCCCCGAAGCCUCGUCGAGGCAAGAAGAAAUUUCCUGCUCUCGAAAGCGAUGCGAAGUCGACGGAGAAGCCACCCGAGUGUCAGAACCAGUGA
Molecule: messenger RNA, 1065 nt
Organism: Peronospora matthiolae
Lineage: Eukaryota; Oomycota; Peronosporomycetes; Peronosporales; Peronosporaceae
Source: the annotation of a GenBank genome assembly